Messenger RNA from Ilex paraguariensis (yerba mate), 809 nucleotides. The record is from the annotation of a GenBank genome assembly. Lineage: Eukaryota; Viridiplantae; Streptophyta; Magnoliopsida; Aquifoliales; Aquifoliaceae.
AUGGAUUCAUACAGACAUUGUCUUGCACAGGUGGAUGAUUCUACAUUAAAUGAUAAGGAAUGGACACUAGACUUGCCUGACAGCCUCAUGCAAUUUCGGAUGAAUUUAGUCGAACUUUUGGUGUAUAUUUGUCAACUUCUUGGAUCUGCUAUGUUUGUACAAAAGGUGUUCUUUGGUGGUUGGGUGUCUUCCAACACACAAAUUCCUUGGAAGGAGGUGGAGGCCAAAAUGUUUGCCCUGAAUGCGGUUGCUGAAGUUUUUCUGAAGGGAAGCGAAACUUUUGAUUUCUCUAUUGUUAUGCACUUGGUGACAAUUUUGUCCAGUAGGACAUCCGAUGAACUCAAGGGCUUUAUGUGCAUUGUAUAUAGAUCGGUUGCAGAUGUUGUUGGUUCCUAUUCCAAGUGGAUAUGUGCUUUCCAAACCAAUGCUAGACCAUUAUUGUUAUUUCUUGCGUCUGGGAUUUCAGAAUCUUUGUGUUCAAAUGCUUGUGCCACUUCUUUGCGCAAGUUCUGCGAAGAUUCUACUGCAGUAAUGUCUGAACCUUCAAAUUUAGAAGUUUUGAUCUGGAUAGGAGAGGAAUUGGAGAAGAGGCAUUUACCUCUAGAAGAUGAAGAAGAAGUUGUUUCUGCUAUUACUCUGAUACUUGACUCCGUUCCCAGCAAGGAGCUAAAGGGUAAUUUGUUGGCUAGAUUGCUUUCUCCUAGCUAUGAAGCUAUUGGGGAACUUGUAAGUUGUUCUGUCUUUUCCUGGUGUAUGACUAUGUGAUGGUUCGUUGAUUAUCCUUACUUCAGAAUCAAACUGCUUGGACG